Messenger RNA from Fopius arisanus, 610 nucleotides. RefSeq names its product histone H1C-like. The transcript has a single exon. The record is from RefSeq and is a predicted model, not a curated record. Gene Ontology annotation, biological process: negative regulation of DNA recombination; chromosome condensation; nucleosome assembly. The coding region runs from base 92 to 610 and encodes 172 amino acids. NCBI's taxonomy places the organism in Eukaryota, Metazoa, Arthropoda, Insecta, Hymenoptera, Braconidae. Gene Ontology annotation, cellular component: nucleus; nucleosome. Gene Ontology annotation, molecular function: nucleosomal DNA binding; structural constituent of chromatin; double-stranded DNA binding.
GGUCCGUGCUGCUGCAUGGGGUAGUGAAUAGCGACAGCCCACGCUCUCUAGUAGAGACGGAUUCAUUUGUCAGAGAACGUGACUCUCAAAAAUGAUGGUAAAACCCGAGAACAUAUCUCCGGACGAAGUUGCUCCUGAAGAGACAGCAGAGGUGGUUACAUCCGGAAAAUCUGCAAACACAAGAACAAAAGCAAAUUAUCCCAGAGUUUCUGAGAUGGUAAAUCUCGCUAUUAAAGCACUUUGCGAGAAAAAUGGAUCAUCCCUGCAGGCCAUUAAGAAGUACAUGGUAGAAACUUAUAAAAUUGAUGUGGAGAAACAAAAUCUUUUUAUCAAGAAGUACUUGAAAUCAGCGGUGGACGCUGGUUUUCUCAUUCGAACGAGAGGCCGAGGAGCUGCUGGGUCUUUUAAGAUCCCCAGGCAUGAGAUUGAUCCACUGAAGGCAGUGGUUAAACCUAAAGCUAAAAAGAGAACAGCUCCGAAAAAAAAAAAUGUGGAGACAUCUCCGAAAAAAAAUAUUACAAUGAAUUCGGAUGGAAAGAAGUCCAGCCAAUCUAAGGCGAAGAAAAAAGUAAUUCCUCCAAAAGGGAAGACGACCGCACAAAAAAAAUGA